Messenger RNA from Cimex lectularius (bed bug), 2440 nucleotides. Its product is annotated as transcription factor Sox-3-like. Lineage: Eukaryota; Metazoa; Arthropoda; Insecta; Hemiptera; Cimicidae. The coding region runs from base 144 to 1241 and encodes 365 amino acids. The transcript has a single exon. The record is from RefSeq and is a predicted model, not a curated record. Gene Ontology annotation, biological process: anatomical structure morphogenesis; regulation of DNA-templated transcription; cell differentiation. Gene Ontology annotation, molecular function: RNA polymerase II cis-regulatory region sequence-specific DNA binding; DNA-binding transcription factor activity, RNA polymerase II-specific.
AGCAGCCCGACGGAGCUGCCUGCCGAUCCGUUCAGUGUCCAAGAUAUCGCUAGGCAGAGCAGACACGUUCUCUGUGUGGUCAAGUGUUGUCGUGAAAGUGUUAAGUGUGUAACGCCAAACUGUACGCCCAAAGGGAAGACGAUAUGCUUACGAUGGAGACGGACCUGAAGGGGGGCCUGCUGGCCCCUCACCACCACGGUCAUUCGGUAUCCUCAUACGGUAGUUUGGGUUCUUUGGUGCACGGUAACGUGAUGGGACAACCGCCUCCUCCGCCCCCUCAGUCGCUGCAUCAACAGCACCAGCUGGUCCAGCCGCAGCAGCAACACCCUCACCACCAACAGAACAAUAAUAACAACAAUACGAGUAAGAACAGUAACAUGGACCGGGUGAAGAGGCCGAUGAACGCUUUCAUGGUCUGGUCCAGAGGCCAAAGGCGGAAGAUGGCCCAAGAAAAUCCCAAAAUGCACAAUUCGGAAAUUUCGAAACGGCUGGGUGCGGAGUGGAAGUUGUUGAGCGAAUCCGAGAAAAGGCCGUUUAUCGACGAGGCGAAAAGGUUGCGCGCCGUCCAUAUGAAGGAGCACCCGGAUUAUAAAUACCGGCCGAGGAGGAAAACGAAGACGCUAUUGAAGAAGGACAAAUAUCCGUUGACGGCGGGUUCUCUACUGCCGAACAACAGUGUCGAACAGCGAGGACAGUCCAACAACGGAGGAGUACAACAAGUAGUGAACAGGGAAAUGUACCAAAUGCCCAACGGCUACAUGCCGAACGGAUACAUGAUGCCUCACGACCCUUCCGCUUACCAGCAGCAUUCGGCGUACGGGAGCCACAUGACGCCCGGUUACCCCAGGUACGACAUGAGCCAGAUGCACCCGGGUUCGGCGUACAUGAACGGCGGUUCGUACGGGAUGUAUGGAACGACCGGGACGGGCGGAGCCUCACCUUACCACUCGAGCAUGCAGCAGAACAGCCCCGGAGGGAGCAGCAUCAAAUCGGAACCCGUAUCGCCGUCUUCGGGCGGUAUCCACACGCCGACGCCUCAGCCGCCGCUAGUCGGUUCGGGCAUCAAGCGGGAAUACGUACCGACGGGAGGGACCGGCGACCUGAGACAAAUGAUCUCUAUGUACCUGCCCUCGGAUCCCAACAACUCCGUCGACCCUCAUCAGCAGAACGCCAGGCUAUCUCACCUUCACUCCGGAUAUCCCACGGGUUCGCCCGAUCCGCUGGCGUUAUCCCAUAUGUAGGGACAGGACUGCCGCUUCCAGCAGCAAUUCGACUACAAUUUGUGAUCCAUCUCUUUCUGUGCCAACUUGCCUGUAAGCGGCUGUCUCACACUGUGUACAUAAUAGGGUUAAGUUACCUAGUGAUCCACGAUCGACAGAGAGAUUUUAUAACAAACCACUAAAGACCACACUAUGUCAUCAACACAUCAUCCAGUUGUUUGUCUGGUAAAUAUAAAUUUAAUUCUUUUACGUAUUAAUUAAUUGCGUAAAUCGUAAAAUAGUUGCUUUUUAGUGGUUUGAUAUUCAAAAAGAAUAAUGGACGAUGAACAUUUACCCGGAAAAUAAAAUAAUAUUUCUGUGUGCUCAAGGAUUCUAGGUGUUUGUAAAUAUAUCGCGUUAAGUUAUAAAAUAAAAAUAUAUAGAUUAAAGUAUAUAUAUAUAUAUAUAUAUAUAUUAUAUAUAUAUGUUUAAAACAAAGUAGGCCAUAUUUCGUUAUCUUGUCCGUUGGAAACCGAAAACGAGUGAUUUAUUUUACAACAAGCUUUAAAACAGUACAAAUUUUAAUCAUAUAGAACAUGACGUUGGGUAAAUUUUUAUUUUGUGCGAUUACAAAUUUUUUCAAAUGGUACCUUAAGUGCCGUCACUUGCAAUAAUGUUACAAAUUAAAAAGUAAAUUAUGUAAAAUGAGCAUCGUUGGAAGUUCGAUCUAUUAAUAGUUUGUACGUAAUUCUUAAUAAUUGUCAUAGUAAAAUUUUUUUAUAUAUAUAUUUUUUAAUUUCUCACGUCGUUUAAAAUUGUAGUUAACAUUUGGCCUGUUGUUGUUUUUCUUUUUUUUUACAACUUGUUAACUGGUUUUGCAUUCGGGCUGAAAGUAUACGACAAAACAUUGAUAAAUAUUUAAAAAAAAUCUGUUUAUAUGUAUCAAGUUUAUUUUUUAUUGUCAAUUGUUUUUGAAAUUGUAUAAUUUAUAAAUAUUUGUACGGUAACCUACCUGGGGAUAAUUGUCCUCGUGAUUUUUGUAAUUUAUUGAAUAAACAAAAAAAAUAUUUAAAUACAAUUCAUUUGUAUAGUGUAUAAUGGCGCUAUUUCAUUAUUUGUUAUUAAUUUUCAUUUUUUUUAAAUGUACAAAUCAAAUUUUCCUAUGCUAUUUAUGUACAGUGAGUGUCAUAUAGUCAUUGGCUAUAAUUAUGUGAAUAUAUUAUAAAUAAGUUUAUAAUGUC